Macadamia integrifolia is the source of this 1638-nucleotide messenger RNA. RefSeq lists its product as uncharacterized. The record is from RefSeq and is a predicted model, not a curated record. The transcript is spliced from 4 exons. Bases 1 to 1638 code for a protein of 545 amino acids. NCBI's taxonomy places the organism in Eukaryota, Viridiplantae, Streptophyta, Magnoliopsida, Proteales, Proteaceae.
AUGGUCUCACCCAGUCAGCCGGAUUCGAGUUUUCCUCUGAACCCUUCUUCUCCAUUGGUCAAUCGAAGAAAACUCAAAGAAAAGAAGAAGAAGAGACAAGUAGACAACCAUAGUAGCAGAUCGUCGGAAGUCGAAACUUGGGCAUCGACAGCAGCAGUAGCAGGUCAUCGGAACUCGGACGUCAAGUCAUCGAUAGAAGCAGUAGCAGGUCGUCAGAUCUCGGGUGUCGACAGCAGCCGAUCGAAUGAAACUCAUGCGUCGAUAGCAGCAGUAGCAGGUCUUCGGAUCUCGGGCAUCGACAGCAGCCGAUCGAAGGAAACCCUCUUCUUCUACCUCUUCCUCAGUCCUCAGUCCUCAGUCCUCAGUCCUCACUCAAUCGACAGCAGUCUCAGAGUAGCGAACUCUGCCAUAGGUAUUUCAAAGUUGAGCUACUUGAGCGUAAGCAAAAUGGUGAGACCAAAGGAUAAAUUUUGGGAACAUAUAGAGCAACGUGGUCUGGGCCAUUUCACAUGUAACUAUUGUGGACUUAAUUAUUCUGGGAGUGUUUCACAAGUGAAGGCUCAUUUCGCUUGUCAAUCUGGACAUGAUGUUCAAAUUUGCAUCCAAGUUCCUGAACACAUUCAAGCUGAUGCCCUAGCAGAAUUUAAUUUGAGUAGAUCUGCUAAGAAAAGAAGGAGUGAUUCUCUUGAAAGUGGAAUGGGUUCCACAAGUAGCACACCUUCCAUGCCUCAGGUUAGGAGUACACAUCAACCCACAAUGGUAGAGAUGGCUGCUAAGCAAGACAAGAAGUCAUUGGACAUGUUGGUAACUGAUUUUUUUGUCAAUAAUAAUAUUUCCUUCAAUGUUAUUCAGACAAAUUCUUUUAUUGAUAUGCUAAGGGGUGCAUGUGCAUAUGGUACAAGUUAUGUUGUAUCUAAUAGCAAUCUUUGGACCAGUUUGAUUCUUGGAAAAAAAAUAGAAAUCAUGCAAUAUGUUAGCAAAAUAAAGGCGACAUGGGGUAUCACAGGUUGGACGAUUAUGUCCGAUUCUUGGACUGUCAUAAAGAAUAGGUCGUGGAUCAAUGUGAUUGCUUACUCUCCUGGAGAUAGUGGUUCUAAAUUUUGUUUUCGUGGUGAUAUGUUGCCUGAAAAAUGGCGUCAUAUAUAUAAAACAAAUUAUGCUACUCAUGGGAUUAAUCUGCUUUUGAAAGAUAUUCACAAAAGAGUUAAAUGGUCUCUUAUUGUUGUUGAGAAUGAGUUGAGGCUUUUUGUUGCAUCAUUUGAGUGGAGAGUCUUUCAAUUCAAUAGAGCUGAAAUGUCAAUGAGAACUGUUGGGAUAAUUCAAUCAGAUACAUUUUGGGAGGGGGCAAAGGAAGUUGUUGCUUUUAUGGAGCCACUUGUUCGUAUUCUUCGCCUUGUUGAUUCAGAUGGUUCUACUGCAGGUUACUUAUAUGAAGCAACAGAAAGGGCAAAAGAAACAUUGAGGAAAUUUGUGGAGAAUGAUGGAGGGAAGUAUUUAGCCAUAAUGGACUCGUUUCAAUUUAGGUCAGAGAAGAACAUUAUUCAUCAUGUCGAUGUCUUUGGUGCACUUUUAAAUUCUUCUAUUAUGUUUGGUGGUCGACUUGAUAUUGAUGGAACUAAAUUUAUGAAUACACAAUAA